This is a messenger RNA of Coffea eugenioides, 805 nucleotides long. Its product is annotated as multiprotein-bridging factor 1b-like. Gene Ontology annotation, molecular function: DNA binding. Gene Ontology annotation, cellular component: nucleus. The record is from RefSeq and is a predicted model, not a curated record. The transcript has 4 exons. NCBI's taxonomy places the organism in Eukaryota, Viridiplantae, Streptophyta, Magnoliopsida, Gentianales, Rubiaceae. The coding region runs from base 128 to 547 and encodes 139 amino acids.
AUAUAAACCAAUAAGAAGAGGACAGUCACCCUCACCCCUCUCGCACAGUCAUUGACGCUCAGAAACACGCACUAAACAAUCGCAUAAUCCUCGAAGAAGUCUCCGACAUAAAAUUUUGACAGCGAAGAUGGCCGGAAUCACACAAGACUGGGAGCCGGUGGUUAUCCGCAAGAAGGCCCCUACCGCCGCCGCACGCAAGGAUGAGAAAGCCGUCAACGCCGCCCGUCGAUCCGGCGCCGAGGUCGAAACCAUCAAGAAAGCUAGUGCAGGAACAAACAAGGCUGCCUCUAGCAGCACAUCUUUGAAUACAAGGAAACUGGAUGAAGACACUGAAAAUUUGGCUCAUCAGAAGGUACCAACUGAAUUGAAGAAAGCAAUCAUGCAAGCUCGACAGGAGAAGAAACUUAAUCAAGCUCAACUUGCACAGCUGAUAAAUGAGAAGCCACAAGUCAUCCAGGAGUACGAAUCAGGGAAGGCAAUUCCAAAUCAGCAGAUUAUCUCUAAACUGGAGAGGGCUCUGGGUGUGAAACUUCGAGGAAAGAAAUAAAACAAUGGGAAUGGAAGAAGCCAGUGUUCUGCAAUGUGAUUGUCGUUUGAGGCCUAAGAAUAGUGGUGUAAAUGAAACCUCCCCACCCCUUUCCGUUCUUACUUUGGCAGCCCUUUUAACUACUGUUGUGACUUGUGUCUCUUGAAACUAUGGCUAAUGGAUGUGGCUCUUCCUUGUCAAAUGUGAAUCUUUGUCUUGUAUUUGCUAUAUUUGCCUAUUUUUCACAGUUAUGAUGCUUUGCAUGAGUAUUGGUCACGG